Molecule: messenger RNA, 3989 nt
Organism: Entelurus aequoreus (snake pipefish)
Lineage: Eukaryota; Metazoa; Chordata; Actinopteri; Syngnathiformes; Syngnathidae
Gene: zfr
Product: zinc finger RNA binding protein
Exons: 20
Coding region: 102-3326 (1074 amino acids)
Cellular component (GO): precatalytic spliceosome
Molecular function (GO): double-stranded RNA binding; zinc ion binding; single-stranded RNA binding
Source: RefSeq, a predicted model, not a curated record
UGUAGGAAUGAUCCGCGCAUGCGUAAAUACGCCAUUUCCGGAUACGACAUGUAAUACAAAUACGCUGACCUCCUCAAUCGUCGGCAGAACAUACGAAACCAAUGAUUCCUAUAUGCCCUGUUGUAUCCUUCACCUAUGUGCCCGGCCGGCUUGGUGAGGAUGCCAAAAUGGCUACCGGCAAUUACUUUGGCUUUACCCACGGUGCUGCCGCACAGUAUAGUCAGCAGCCGACUGCCGGUGUAGCAUACACCCAUCCCACCACAGUGGCCAGUUAUACGGUCCAUCAAGCACCUGUGGCAGCUCACACUGUGGCAGCAGCGUAUGCUCCUACAGCAGCCACCGUUGCAGUCGCCAGGCCAGCACCCGUUGCUGUGGCUGCCGCUGCUACUGCUGCAGCGUACGGUGGCUACCAGCCUGCUCAUGCUGCUGCUGACUACGGCUAUACUCAGCGGCAGCCUGAAGUCCCUCCACCGCCUCCGCCUGUCACCUCACAGACCUACCAGGAUUCCUACUCCUAUGUGCGCUCCUCAGCUACUGCAGUAGCAUAUGACAGCAAGCAGUACUACCAGCAGCCAACUGCAAACGCAGCUGUGGCUGCUGCUGCUCAGCCCCAACCCACAGUAGCCGAGUCCUACUAUCAAACAGCCCCCAAAACAGGAUAUAGUCAGGGGGUAACAUCGUAUACCCAGACUCAGCAGACCCGUCAGGUGACCGUGAUAAAGCCAGCUGCUCCAAGUCCUGCUACAUCGUCAUUCUCCAUUUAUCCUGUGACCUCGACUGUCCAGCCUGUGGCUGCUGCAGCGUCUGUGGUCCCCACAUAUUCGCAGAGUCCAACUUACAGCACAAAUGCUGUCACCUACUCUGGAACCUCUUAUUCAGGAUAUGAAGCUGCAGUAUAUUCAGCAGCCUCAAGUUACUACCAGCAACAGCAGCAGCACCAGAAGCACGCAGUGGCUGCUGCGGCUGCUACUGCAGCAUGGACAGGGAACACUUUCACUAAGAAACCUCCCUUUCAGAAUAAGCAGGUCCGACCCAAGCAGCCACCAAAACCUCCCCAGAUCCACUAUUGUGAUGUCUGUAAGAUCAGCUGUGCGGGGCCUCAGACAUACAAGGAGCACUUGGAAGGCCAGAAGCACAAGAAGAAAGAAGCGGCUCUGAAGGUUUCACAGAACAGUAACAGCAGCAGUGGUAGUGGUGCUGGGUCAUUGGCUCGAAGUUCUCAAAAUCAACUUCGCUGUGAGCUUUGUGAUGUUUCAUGCACUGGUGCAGAUGCAUAUGCUGCCCAUAUCCGUGGAGCCAAACAUCAGAAGGUGGUGAAGCUUCAUACCAAACUUGGCAAGCCCAUUCCCUCGACUGAACCCAGCAUGGUGACCCAGAGCUCAUCCUCCGGCACGGCUGUCCCCAACAAAAGCAUCACAUCUACCUUGAACAACUCCUCAGGCAGCAGCUCUCUGGGUGUGGCUUCCUCCUCGUCCCCUGCUACAUCCAGCACCCCCUACCUAAAACCUGUCAGCCUAGUCAGCAAUGGUGCAAUGGGUGUCAAGAACCUGUUAGCCAGCAAUUUUUCCACUGCCAACUCUACCACACCUGGGAAGAAAAUCAACACACCCAAGAUCAAUUUUGUUGGUGGAAAUAAACUGCAUAUUACAUCAAAGUCUGAAGAGGGAAAAGCUGAGCUGACCAAGAUUAUGCCGACCUCCGGUGCUUCAGAUUCAAAAACAGAAGUUUCAGAUUCUCUGACAACAUCCGCACUGGCUGCACUGCAGAGUGACGUCCAGCCUGUUGGCCAUGACUAUGUUGAAGAGGUCCGAAACGAUGAAGGCAAAGUCAUCCGUUUCCAUUGCAAGCUCUGUGAAUGUAGUUUCAAUGACCCCAAUGCAAAGGAAAUGCACCUCAAGGGACGUAGACAUCGCCUGCAAUACAAGAAAAAGGUGAACCCAGACCUGCAGGUAGAAGUGAAGCCAAGCAUCCGAGCACGGAAGAUUCAAGAAGAGAAGAUGAGGAAACAGAUGCAAAAAGAGGAGUACUGGAGAAGACGAGAGGAAGAGGAACGCUGGAGAAUGGGAAUGCGACGAUAUGAGGAGGACAUGUACUGGAGACGUAUGGAGGAAGAACAUCAUUGGGAUGAGCGACGUCGUGGACCAGAUGGAGGGUACCAACCUGGUCCUCCAGGUCUACUCGGAGUUCGCCCUGGCAUUCCAGGAUUACAACCUCAGGGUCAUGGGCCUCCACGUCGUCCUGACUCCUCGGAUGACCGCUAUGUCAUGACCAAGCAUGCCUCCAUCUACCCCUCAGAAGAAGAGCUGCAGUCUAUUCAGAAAAUUGUCUCGAUCACAGAGCGUGCCCUCAAGCUGGUGUCAGACAUAAUAACAGAUGAGAACAUGGCCAAGGAAGAAGACAAAGACGAGAAAGAUGCAUCUAAGGAAAAGUGUGAUAUCAAUGACAGGUCCCUGAAGGGCGUGAUGAGGGUGGGUGUCCUUGCAAAAGGCUUGCUUCUUCGUGGGGACAAGAAUGUCAACCUGGUCCUGCUCUGCUCAGAGAAGCCCACCAAGAAUCUCCUUUCGCGUAUUGUGGAGCUCCUCCCCAAACAAUUAACAGUAGUGACGCCUGAAAAAUACGAUAUUAAGGGAUCUCUGCAGGAAGCGGCCAUCAUUCUUACGUCCUGCACAGAGCCAAAGAUGCAAGUGACCAUUACUUUGACGUCCCCCGUCAUCAGAGAGGAGAACGGCCUAGAAGGAGAUGUAACCUUGGGUACGGUGAAAGACCCAGCGGACGUCUUGGACAGGCAAAAAUGCCUUGACGCUCUGGCUGCUCUGCGCCACGCUAAGUGGUUCCAGGCUAGAGCCAACGGACUCCAGUCGUGUGUGAUCAUCAUUCGAAUACUGCGAGACCUCUGUCAGCGAGUUCCAACCUGGUCAGCCUUCCCAGGAUGGGCCAUGGAGCUGCUGGUGGAAAAAGCCAUCAGCAGUGCUUCAGCCACACUCAGCCCUGGUGAUGCACUGAGGCGCGUCUUUGAAUGUAUCUCAUCUGGGAUUUUGCUCACUGGUGGACCCGGACUGAUGGAUCCCUGUGAGAAAAGUGUGUUUGAUACCCUCACAGCCAUGGGGAAGCAGCAGAGGGAGGACAUAACCUUAAGUGCCCAAUUCGCCCUCAGGCUGUUGGCGUUCCGUCACAUUCACAAGAUUUUGGGUAUGGACCCCGUGCCGCAGACCAACCCUCGUUUCAACACGAACAGCAGCCGCAAGCGUCGCCAUGACAACAGUGAUGGAGCAGACAGCUUUGAGGGUGAAGGCAAAAAGGAUAAGAAGGAUUUUGAUAUUGUUUAGGUGUCGCUGUACGAUCCUGGAAACAAAAGAAAAAAAAAUACUUAGACGUAUUUAAAAAGGGGUCCACCAGUGUGUGUUUGUGUUUGUGUGUGCUUUUUGUUGUUGCUGUUGUUUAGUUUUGAAGAUACACAUGCUUAAGUGAAUAUCAGACAAAGUAACACAACUGUGUAUGGUUUUUAGAUUUGUAAUGGCUGGCUCCCAACUACAAGAUAUGUAGUGUUUUCUUUUAACCCAAAUAGUGAAAUGAUUCUGCUGUCAAGUGUUUGCUUCCCAAACAUGGACUGCUGCUUCCCUUCUGAGCAGGAGAGCCAGAGAAAGGUUGAAUUGUGUCGUGCAGCGCCUUUCCAUUCAUGUGUAAAGUAGCAUUCCAGGGUGGACCUUGUUGUUCUUGCUAUUGUCACGCAUCACCUGAAAACUCUUAUUUUUGAGUUGGAAUGUUAGAUACUUCAAUUUUGUCUGCUUAGUAGUCAGCCAAUAAUAACUAACACUAGUUUUCUUUUAUAAUAUGAACUAUUAUUAUAUUAAGUCAAACCACAUUGCUUAGAAAGCAUGGCUGUUUUCAUUCAUUGCAUCCUGGUGACAGUAGGUGCUACUUGGACGACUGGAAAGUAAUAAGGAAUGAUCUCUUUAUGAGUAGCUGAAUAAACUCAUUUCCACAUUAAA